CAAAAUUGAUAGCUCCUUCACUUGUUUCUGAUUUUGAUUGGCCAGGGAUCAUCAUCAUAAGUCGACUGGACCAUGCAGAAUCAGCAGCCGAAGGACAUAACAUACCAGAAAAUCGCAUGGACGAUCAGAAACUUCAGGACAUUGAAGACCAAUACCCGACAUUACUCUGAGGUUUUUACUAUCGGCGAUUGUAAUUGGAAAGUGUGUGUAUACCGAGGAAGACAGGACGGCAAGUUUUUGGCCAUAUAUUUGUACGUAGCCGAUGCUUCGAGUUUGCCUUCAGGGUGGAGCAUAGAUGCAGACCUCACUCUCACUGUGGUCAAUCAAGUUUCCAGGGAAAAAUCUGCAAAAGGAGAUAUAAAACACAAGUUCUGUGCACAUGCAGUUAAUAGGGGUUACGCAUCCUUUAUGCCUUUGAGGGUACUUCAGGACCCAUCCAGUGGGUUUAUUUCCAAAGAUAAUUGUAUUGUGGAAGUUGAAUUUUAUGUGGUCAAACCUGAUCGCAUUGAGCCUCCAAGCCAUUUAACUUAUCCUUCCUUGUCCAAGGAAUCCAAACAAGUUCCCGCAAAGGAACCAAAGGCGGUUGAGGAUGAUGAUGUGGUUGAUUUCAAGGAUUUGGGGCGAAUAGAGAAACCGUUUGUUCCACUGCUAGAGGAAGUUCUUUCAUGGCAUCCCUCAUUGAUGGACUGUAAGAACAAUAGAAGUCGUAGGUUUACAGAGUGGGCAUUUAAUGGUUUGGGUCGAGUUCUACAAUUUUUGAAGGAAAAGAAGUGGAAGGAUAUGAACGACGAGAAUUGCGAGCAACUUCAAAAUUUAUGGGAAGAACUUGAGAUAAGUAGAUUAGACUUAAGUUGGUUGGAACCUCUUGUUAAAUCUGCUUUAAAAAUGAAAGGAUACGAGGAGAAGGCAGAAAAAGUGAAGAAGUUGAAGGAAAACUUGGAGGCUUUGGAGACAGAAAUGAAGGAGUUAAAGGAAAAACUGGGUGACUCAGACCAAAAUGUUGAAAUGAUAAGAAAAGAUUUGGCCAAUGUAGAAGAAGGCUUCGAAGAAAAGGAUUUAGAUGCAGAAAUUGGAUAUGGAAAACCCUAAAAUAAGGAUGUGGAUGAUUACCUAAUGUAAAAGGACCACUGGAUGCGUAGAAUUCUUUUAUUAUUAUUUACUUUUUA
This is a messenger RNA of Neltuma alba, 1166 nucleotides long. RefSeq names its product MATH domain and coiled-coil domain-containing protein At3g58370-like. Gene Ontology annotation, molecular function: protein binding. The coding region runs from base 73 to 1089 and encodes 338 amino acids. The transcript has 4 exons. The record is from RefSeq and is a predicted model, not a curated record. Lineage: Eukaryota; Viridiplantae; Streptophyta; Magnoliopsida; Fabales; Fabaceae.